Anolis sagrei ordinatus is the source of this 1397-nucleotide messenger RNA. NCBI's taxonomy places the organism in Eukaryota, Metazoa, Chordata, Lepidosauria, Squamata, Anolidae. The record is from RefSeq and is a predicted model, not a curated record.
GGUGCGGGGCGUCACUUCCGGCCUCGGCGGCGGCGGCGGCGGCAGCAGGAUCAGCCAGGGGGCCUUCCCGUCCGCCGCCAUCUUGCCGAGCGGGCCCACGCGCCGGGAAGGGCCCCCCGCAGGGCCACGCUAGGCCGGCCCAUGGGAAGAUGCCCCGCGGAGCCCACGGAGGAGGAGGAGGAGGAGGCGGAGCUGGAGGGGGACGGGCGCUGCUGAGGCGGGAGCUGCGCCUGCUCGAGUCCAUCUUCCACCGCGGGCACGAGCGCUUCCGCAUCGCCCGCGCCUGCCCCGACGAGCUCGGCUGCGAGUUCCUCCCCGGGACCGGAAGCGGGCCCCCCCCGGUCGUGCGCAUCCACGGAAACAUCACGGAGUCUUACCCGGCGGUGCCCCCCAUCUGGUCAGUGGAGUCGGAUGACCCCAACCUGGCCGCCAUCUUGGAGAGGCUGGCCGACGUCAAGAAGGGCAACACCCUGCUCCUGCAGCACCUCAAGCGCAUCAUUUCGGACCUCUGCAAGCUCUACAACCUCCCGCAGCACCCGGACCUCGAGAUGCUGGACCAGCCGCUGCCGGCGGAGCAGAGCACCCAGGAGGAGGUCUCCUCGGAGGAAGAAGACGAGGAAAUGCCCGAGGACACGGAGGAGCUGGACCAUUACGAGAUGAAGGAGGAGGAGCCGGCCGAGGCCAAGAAGGCCGAGGACGACGGCAUCGGGAAGGAGAACCUGGCCAUCCUCGAGAAAAUCAAAAAGAACCAGAGGCAAGAUUACUUAAAUGGGGCAGUGUCUGGGUCUGUGCAGGCCACUGACCGGCUGAUGAAGGAGCUCAGGGAUAUUUACCGAUCGGCCAGCUUCAAAGGCGGAAACUAUGCGGUGGAACUCGUCAACGACAGCCUCUACGACUGGAAUGUCAAACUCCUGAAGGUGGACGAGGACAGCGCCUUGCACAGCGACCUCCAGAUCCUGAAGGAGAAAGAGGGGUCCGACUUCAUCCUCCUCAACUUCACCUUCAAGGACAACUUCCCCUUCGACCCUCCCUUCGUCAGGGUGGUCUCGCCUGUCCUGUCCGGAGGGUACGUCUUGGGCGGAGGGGCCAUCUGCAUGGAGCUCUUAACGAAGCAGGGCUGGAGCAGCGCCUACUCGGUGGAGUCGGUCAUCAUGCAGAUCAGCGCCACGCUGGUGAAGGGCAAGGCCAGGGUCCAGUUCGGGGCCAACAAGAACCAGUACAGCUUGACGCGGGCCCAGCAGUCCUACAAGUCCCUGGUCCAGAUCCACGAGAAGAACGGCUGGUACACGCCGCCCAAGGAAGACGGCUAGCGAGGGAAGGAAGCCUCUGUCCGGCCAAGCAGGAGCCGCCCAAGGGCCGCACUCGGACCGCCGGCCUUUCCUCUUCCUCUUCCUCCU